AUGUCUGCGCCGCCUUCUAUCCCCAAUCUGUUCUCGCUCAAGGGAGCGCGGGGUGGUGGCGGAUUUCGACAACGGCGGGGCGGCGGCGGCGGCAGCAGCGGUGCCGCACAAUCGGCGGCCGGCCACGAUGCGACCAUUCAGGGUACAGACACGGAUGCCGCAGUCUCUCGAUCAAGCGCCGUUGAUCUUGGCUAUCUUGAUGAUCCCUUUGCCCAGUACUUUGUGCAGAACGCCGUUGGCCCCUCAAGUCGCACAUAUACACGCACCGCCGGCCUCGACGUUCUCGUCAACAGGUUUCUCGGUGUAGCUGACGGUGACCAGCAACAAAAGCGAGGCCAGCAACACCAACAGAGGCAGAUAAUCUCGCUCGGCGCAGGAACCGACACCAGGAGCCUGCGUCUUCUCAACCGGCACGGCGCUGCUGGCAUCGUCUACCAUGAGAUAGAUUUCCCUCUAAUCUGCGCCAAGAAGCUCAACAUCGUCAAGGCUGCCCCCGCCUUGAGGAAUCUCCUCCCCGACCCCCAGAUCGAAGACGAUGGCUCGUGGCAGUGCAGCACGCCCAAUGAUGGCCGUUUCUGGUGCCAUGGCCUCGAUCUCAGGAAGCUCGCCUCGCAGCAGCAGCAGCCUGACGAUGCACCGGUCGACAUCAAGGGUCUGAGGACGGACAUCCCCACUCUCCUCAUCUCCGAGUGUUGUCUUUGCUAUCUGCAGGUGUCCGAGGCCAAGAGUGUAAUCAAAUGGUUCUCUGACCGCAUACCAAGCCUUGGCAUCGUCAUCUACGAGCCCACCAAGCCGGACGACCCAUUUGGCAAGACCAUGAUCUCCAACCUCGCGGCCAGAAGUAUUUCAAUGCCCACCCUGUCAAUAUACAGGCAGCCGGCGGAUCAGGACACCCGGCUGCGAGACGCGGGCUUCGAAAAUGCCAGGCACAUGACUGUCAAUGACAUCUGGUCACAGUGGGUAGCCCCCGAGGAGAAGGAGAGGGUUGAUCGCCUGGAAGGGCUGGAUGAAGUCGAGGAGUGGGAGCUGCUGGCCGGUCAUUAUGUCGUCGCAUGGGGGUGGAGGGGGCCAGGCUUCGAGCCGUGGGAAAAUCUGAGCUAA
Messenger RNA from Pyricularia pennisetigena, 1101 nucleotides. RefSeq lists its product as uncharacterized. NCBI's taxonomy places the organism in Eukaryota, Fungi, Ascomycota, Sordariomycetes, Magnaporthales, Pyriculariaceae. The record is from RefSeq and is a predicted model, not a curated record. Gene Ontology annotation, biological process: C-terminal protein methylation. Gene Ontology annotation, molecular function: protein C-terminal leucine carboxyl O-methyltransferase activity. Bases 1 to 1101 code for a protein of 366 amino acids. The transcript is spliced from 2 exons.